Molecule: messenger RNA, 2831 nt
Organism: Salvia hispanica
Lineage: Eukaryota; Viridiplantae; Streptophyta; Magnoliopsida; Lamiales; Lamiaceae
Source: RefSeq, a predicted model, not a curated record
GCAGGCGACAAGCCUAUGUUCGCGGUAACCUACAAAGGGGUGGAGAAACAGUUUUUAGCUGAGGAAAUCUCGUCAAUGGUGCUCACUAAGAUGAAGGAUAUCGCCGAGGCAUAUCUUGGGUCAACUGUCACAGAUGCGGUUAUCACCGUGCCUGCUUAUUUCAAUGACUCUCAGCGCCAGGCCACCAAGGAUGCCGGAGAAAUUGCCGGCCUUAAUGUUAUGAGGAUCAUUAAUGAGCCUACUGCGGCAGCCAUCGCAUACGGUCUUGACAAAAGGUCUAAUAGCUCUGUGGCUAAGAAUGUUCUGAUUUUCGACCUUGGUGGUGGCACAGUUGAUGUAACUGUGGCUACGAUUGCAGGAGAUGUCAUUGAAGUGAAGGCGACCGCUGGUAAUACUUAUCUUGGAGGCCAGGAUAUGGACAACAGGAUGGUGAAUCACUUUGUAGGAGAGUUCAUAAUCAAGAAGGGGAAGGAUAUGAGGGUGAAUCCAAGAGCUAUAAGGAGAUUGAAGAAUGCUUGUGAAAGAGCCAAGAGAAUCCUUUCUUCCAGUUUGGAAACCCCAAUUGAGAUUGAAUUGUUGUUUGAUGGGAUUGAUUUGUUUACCAGCAUCACUCGUGCAAAAUUUAACGACCUCAAUAUGGAUCUGUUCAACAUGUGUAUGGAACUGGUUAAGAAAUGCUUGAGUGAUGCAAACGUGGACAAGAGCAACGUGGAUGAGGUGGUGCUGGUGGGAGGGUCGAGCAGGAUACCCAAGGUGCAGGAGAUGUUGAAGGAGUUUUUCAAUGGGAAGGAGGCGUGCAAGACCAUUAAUCCAGACGAAGCAGUGGCGUAUGGUGCUGCAGUGUUGGCUGCCAAGUUGAGUGGUGAAGGCAAUGAGAAGGUGCAGAAUGUGGUGCUUUCAGACGUGACUCCUCUGUCGCUUGGACGGGCUAUUGGGAUCGAUUUGGGUACGACGUAUUCGUGUGUGGGGGCGUGGCAGCAUGACCGCAUUGAGAUUAUAGCAAACGAUCAGGGCAACCGCACCACCCCUUCUUACGUAGCUUUCACAGCCGAGGAGCGUCUCAUCGGCGACGCCGCUAAGAAUCAAGUCACCAAUAAUCCCAUCAACACUGUUUUCGAUGCGAAGAGAUUGAUUGGUUGCAAAUUUAGUGAUGCAACGGUUCAGAGAGACAUUAUAUAUUAUCCGUUCAAGAUCAUUCCUGGCGCUGGCGGCAAGCCUAUGUUCGCGGUAACCUACAAAGGGGAGGAGAAGCAAUUUUCGGCCGAGGAAAUCUCGUCAAUGGUGCUCACAAAGAUGAAGGAUAUUGCCGAAGCGUAUCUUGGAUCAACGGUCACGGAUGCUGUCAUCACCGUGCCUGCUUAUUUCAACGACUCUCAGCGCCAGGCCACCAAGGAUGCCGGAGCCAUUGCUGGCCUUAAUGUUAUGAGGAUCAUUAAUGAGCCGACUGCUGCAGCCAUCGCAUACGGUCUUGACAAAAGGUGUACUAGCUCUAUGGCUAAGAAUGUGCUGAUUUUCGACCUUGGUGGUGGCACGUUUGAUGUGACAAUAGCCACUAUUGAUGGGGAUAGCAUUAAAGUAAAGGCCACCACCGGUGACACUCAUCUUGGAGGCCAGGACAUGGACAACAGGAUGGUGAAUCACUUUGUAAAAGAGUUUAAAAGCAAGAAUGGAAAGGAUAUUAGUGGCAAUCCAAGAGCUAUAAGGAGAUUGAAGAAUGCUUGUGAAAGAGCCAAGAGGAUACUUUCUUCAUGUUUGGAAACCCCAAUUGAGAUUGAUAUGCUAUUUGAGGGGAUUGAUUUGAGUUCGGGCAUCAGUCGUGCAAAAUUUAACAACCUCAACAUGGAUUUGUUCAACAAGUGUAUGGAACUAGUUGAUAAAUGCCUGAGUGACGCAAACGUGGAUAAGAGUAUUGUGGAUGAGGUGGUGCUGGUGGGCGGGUCGAGUAGAAUUCUGAAGGUGCAGGAGUUGUUGAAGGAGUAUUUCAAUGGGAAAGAGGCGUGCAAGACCAUUAAUCCAGACGAAGCCGUGGCGUAUGGUGCUGCAGUGUUGGCUGCCAAGUUGAGUGGUGAAGGCAAUGAGAAGGUGCAGAAUGUGGUUCUUUCAGAUGUUACUCCUUUGUCUCUUGGUAUUGCAGGCACUGCAGAUGUGAUGCACGUGAUUAUUCCGAGGAAUACACCUAUACCAACAAGGAUGGAGAAAACUUUCACCACAGAGAAAGACAAUCAGACCAGUGUAGUAAUUAAGGUGUAUGAGGGUGAAAGAAGCAAGGCAACAGACAACAAUCUGCUAGGAGUAUUCAAUCUCUGCAUUCCAGCGGCGCCCAGAGGUGUUCCUAAAAUCAAAGAGUGCAUCAACAUUGAUGCAAAUGGUAUCAUGAGUGUAUCUGCGGAGCUCAUUGGUACUUGGUUGAAGAACAAGAUAAUCAUCACCAACAACAAGGGCAGGCUCUCUAAGGAAGAAAUCAAGAGGAUGAUUGAGGAUGCGGAGAAGUACAAGAGGGAGGACAAGGAGUUUAGGAAGAAGGCUGGUAUGAGGAGUGCUUUGGAGAACUACGCCUACGACAUGAGGAACAACACCAGAAGUGCAACCGGGAUUGAAGCAGGCGACAAGAAGGAGAUAGAGAAGGCCUUCGAGUCUACUAUAAAGUGGUUGGAGUCAAACAAACUUGCCAAGGUUGAUGCUUUCAAAGAGAAGUUAGAGGAGCUUAAGCUGAUUUAUAAUCGCAUUGUUGCUAAGAUGCACCAAAGUACCGUGCACUCUGGUGGUCCCAGUAUUGAAGAAGUGGAUUAAGGGAAGAUUUGUUUGGCUGGUUUCCCUUUUGUUUUGGUUAA